Molecule: messenger RNA, 1312 nt
Organism: Paramisgurnus dabryanus
Lineage: Eukaryota; Metazoa; Chordata; Actinopteri; Cypriniformes; Cobitidae
Source: RefSeq, a predicted model, not a curated record
UCAAACCUAAACCCAGCCUAUCAGCUGAUCCGAUUCCUAUGCAUCAAUUGGUCCCUUUCAAACAGGGCGCCCUAUUUAAAUGGAUUUUCAGUCUGUCUGCUUGGCUGCUUUCACUGCUUUGCUUGCAAAAGCGCAGUUUCUUGCAACAUGAUUAUACGCUUUUAUUUUGCUGUAACGUUACUCACCCAACUGCUGACCAUGUCUGCCGCCGCAAAUGAUAACGUUACAGAUCCGUGGCAAAUUGAAUUCAUCGAAGAAUCCCAGCAUCAAAUAAGUCAAGCGGAGGAAGCCAUUAAUGACGAAAGCAAUGCUUCUGUCCGCCGGAGCUCUCGCCUGGCAAGUAAAUCAUCUUGUAGUCCUCCCAGCAUCAUUGACUGGCCGCUGCCGAAAUUACUGGAAACCUUAUACAGACACGACAUCCCGGCACCAACUGGAGCUUCGCAUAAGGAACUUUUUGCUUUGCUUUGUGAAAAAAUUGACGUUCCAGCAGCAGAUAUUCCUCCUCCUCCUCCAUUCUCCGGCAAGAAACAGACGCAGAAGAGAAAGAAUCUAGAACCGGCUUCCACUUCGGCUGAUGUUGCACCCAAGCGGGCAGGCGGAUCCGACGUCUCAACCCGAGCAAUCUACUCUUCUUCAGUCCAAAACAACGACCCAGUGUUGUCAGCUUUGUCCAGCAUUCAGUCUUCGCUCUCCAACAUGAAUUCCAGAAUUCAAGCUCUUGAGUCCGGUUCAAGAUCUAAGGCCUCGGCAAACUUUUCCAUUUCUGGUCCGUCUUGCGAUAACUCCUCAUCGACCACGGCGCGGCUGCCCGUGUUUACUCCGCAGCAGAAUGAUGACGUCAUCAAUUCAGUGACUAUACCACGAAGAACUAUGGGAAGUGCAGUUCCCGUGACUACAGGCUCUCCAUUCUUUCCGCCGGCUGCUGCGAUUUCUCAUCAGUUGAGAAGCCAAAUCAUCGCAGGUGUCGUCCACAAGCUUGUCUGGAGGACCCAUUAUUUACAACAGAGGAGGGAAAGCCCAUGUCCAGAGCCUGGUUUGCAUCCCGUUUCCGCCUGCUUUGUCAAUUCUGCGGGCUACCCCCAGAGUGUUAUUCGGCCCAUUCGCUGCGCAUAGGGGCUGCUACAACUGCAGUUUCCUCUACUCCCGUUUCUACCCUAAAAGCUAUGGGAAGAUGGUCUUCGGCAGCUUAUGAACGGUACCUCCGGCCAGAUACUCGAGCCAUCCUUGAGGCUCAGAAAGCUAUGAGUAAUGAUUGUGAUAUGUAGUUAAAAUAAAUAUCGCUUCAGUAAUUUAUUGCUUACUUUUUAUUUAU